CCGCGGGGAGUCCAAAAUUUUUUGACGAGUUGCCCUUUCCGUAAAUCUAGCACAGAACCUCAGCUUACGGGGUCGUGAGCGCCAGCAGUCACUAUUAACUACUCGGUUCGAAGACCUUCAUCCGCUCUUUCCUCUUGCUCGCUUUGUGUUUCACUUUGAGGGUUUCUUCUUUGGUUCCUCAAUGGAGGGCUUGUCUUCUCACUCUUCCGAUACAAAUCCAUCUCCAUCCGCCCCUUCGGAGUUCCUCUCCAAUCUUCCCUCUCGAGGCCUCUUCUCAUCCACCGUCAUUUCUUCGAAUCCGGGUGGUAUGCGGGUUUAUAUUUGUGAUCAUGAUACCUGUCCACCAGACCAAUAUGUUAAGACAAAUCAACAAAACAUACUGAUUAGAUCACUCACGCUGAAGAAACACAAAGGGGACUCCUGUUCAAAGGAGGGAACUGAGGGCUCAAGGAAGAGGGCUGGUGAAAAGAUUCUAGAUACCAGAGCUUCUGCAAAGAGAAUGAAUAGUCAAGUGAACUCUAGACAAGAGGGGUCAAACAGUCAGACUUCUACAAGGGAAAGGGACUUACAGAGCUUGACUGUAGAGAGGCUUCGAGCUCUGUUGAAAGCUAAAGGCCUUCCCCCAAAAGGAAAGAAGGAUGAGCUCAUUGCGCGUCUAAAAAAUGCUAAUGGCUGAGCAUUGCGUGGAGGACAAAUACUCCGCCCUCGAAGACAUAUAAUAUUGGAUAGGUAAGACUAGUAUCUUAGAAUCAGGAGCCAGGACACUUCUUUUAUCAAGCAUCAGUGGUCAGUGCAAACUGUUGUUUUUUUUUUUCCCCCCGUUUCUAUUUUCUGUGGUUAAAUGUUAUGCUAUGUUUUCUGCUUAGCAUGUGUUUUGGGCUGCUUCACCAAUAGAUCAUCUCGAGAAUGUUGUGUAUGAUAAAACAAAUUUACACAAACCUCAAGGAGAUCCAACGGUGAAAAACUCAUUAGAACAACAUUUAAUUUGACUAAAAUGCAUAUAUUCUUGUUUUUAUUUAGUC
This is a messenger RNA of Neltuma alba, 1022 nucleotides long. RefSeq lists its product as uncharacterized. Gene Ontology annotation, cellular component: Cul4-RING E3 ubiquitin ligase complex. The record is from RefSeq and is a predicted model, not a curated record. The transcript has 6 exons. NCBI's taxonomy places the organism in Eukaryota, Viridiplantae, Streptophyta, Magnoliopsida, Fabales, Fabaceae. Gene Ontology annotation, biological process: positive regulation of proteasomal ubiquitin-dependent protein catabolic process. The coding region runs from base 182 to 676 and encodes 164 amino acids.